ACCAGUGAAAGUAUAGGAAAAACAAUUUGUUACGCAUGUGACAUUCAAGAACGAUUCGUAACAAAAGAAUGGACGUGAAUUAAACAGUAACAUGUGCAAAUACUAGACUUCGGUGUAUUCGAAAAAAAAGUAUCAACAAUAUGAUGAAUUAAUGCUUCCAUUACGAAAGCAUCGUGAAAAUCAAUUCAACGCAACGCAUCUACUCAAGCCGAAACGUUAGGUAUAUUUUUCACCAAGCAGAUAUCAAUUCGAUAAGAGAACAUAACCAUGACAAUUGGAAGGUGGUUGCCACCAAGAUGACCUUGAGGAAACCGAUAACCACGUUUUCGUGGCUAUUACGAUCGUACAAGAGGCGAAGAUUUAAGCACGAAUGGAUUACGUUUGUGUUUAUCUGCCUUGUAGCAAGGUGUUCAGCCAGGAACAAUCCACCGCGGUUUCUCAUCGACGGUCAGACGGAAAUUGUUCUGAGAUUGAAGGAAGGUUCCGAUACACCUGUUGGCAGUUUAAUUUACAGGCUUCGUGGCAUCGAUCCUGAUGGUGACAGCCUGACGUUCGGUGUUAGAGACCAACCUGGCAGCGACGUGAUUCGGGUCGAGAAUUUUAGUCCGAAUGAGGCCAAUAUUUACCUGAACAAAUUACUGGACAGAGAGGCUAGGGAUGAAUAUGCAGUAGUCUUGACCCUGACAGACGGAAGGCUCGGAGAGGGCAACUUCAUCACCCAAAGUUUGCUAUUGCUGGUGGAAGAUGUUAAUGACAACGUACCGAUAUUUCGUCCGCAUCCAACGUCUCUGACAAUACGGGAAGAUUCUGGACCGGGUAUUUUAACUACUGUCGAAGCCACCGAUACAGAUUUGGGGGUACAUGGCCAGGUGGUUUACUAUCUGCAGGAACUUGACGGUGAUAAUGACGUGUUCAGCAUUUCAACUAUUAACGGGAAAGGUGUCAUCCGUCUUGUCGGGCGUUUGGAUUACGAGAAGAAAUAUUUGUACCAACUGAGGAUUUUGGCGAUUGAUCGAGCAAUAAAUGAAAAGGUAAAUACCGGAACAACUGCGAUACUCGUUAAGAUUCAGGACGUCGAAGAUCAACCACCAGAAUUCAUAACCAUGACGCCUGUUGCUAGGAUCAGUGAAAAUGCCCGGAUAGGCACUUCAGUUCUUCAAGGUCAGUAUGAAGCAGAAUCUUUACUGUCCGAUAAAACG
Molecule: messenger RNA, 1199 nt
Organism: Dufourea novaeangliae
Lineage: Eukaryota; Metazoa; Arthropoda; Insecta; Hymenoptera; Halictidae
Gene: Cad88C
Product: cadherin-related family member 1-like
Exons: 5
Biological process (GO): homophilic cell-cell adhesion
Cellular component (GO): plasma membrane
Molecular function (GO): calcium ion binding
Source: RefSeq, a predicted model, not a curated record